AAAAGAAGAAAGGAAAGAAGGGCAGUAAGAAGAAGAAGAAGAAAGAGAAGGAUCUGACAGCCGACAGAACCCUUGAGUCUCUGUAUGAAGAGCUGGUGCUGGAGGGCUUCUUGAUUAGACCCUUGAACAUCAAGCUCUCUGAGUACAUUGGUGAGUUCAGCUACCUGGGUACGACCCUGCGCCAGGCAGACAUUGAGCCCAUGCCCUCUCUGUCAGACGUCAGACAGCUCAUUGCCCUUUAUGGGAUCCUGCCUCUGGGUUCCCAGUCCGUCCAUCAGAAGGCUCCCCUGAUGAAGACUCUGCUGCUGGCUGGUCCUGGAGGCGUAGGGAAGAGGAUGCUGGUCCAUGCUCUGUGCACUGAGACCGGGGCCAACCUCUUCAACCUGUCCCCCAGAAACCUGGCUGGGAAGUACCCUGGCAGGAGCUGCCUCCAGUACCUACUGCACAUGGUCUUCAAGGUGGCUCGCCAGCUGCAGCCCUCUGUAAUAUGGAUCGGAGAUGCAGAGAAAACAUUUUAUAAGAAAGUCCCGAAGCUGGAGAAAGAGAUGGAGCCUAAGCGUCUGAAGAAGGACCUAGUAAAGGUGCUGAAGUCUCUGAAGCCUGAGGAUCGUGUUCUGGUCGUAGGGACGUCCCGGAGGCCCUUUGACGCAGACCUCAAGCCCUUCUGUAAAGUCUAUAGGAAGAUCAUCCUCAUCCCUAGACCUGACUAUGCCUCCAGACUGGUGCUGUGGAGGGAGCUGCUGCGUGGCGGCGGUGCUCGCCUCACCCCCAGCCUGGACCUCAGCUCCCUGGCCAAGGUGACAGACGGCUACACCCAGGGCCACAUCCUGCAGGCUGUGAGGCAGGUGCUGACCCCUCGCAGGCUGGCCCAGCAGACUACCAGACCACUGACCGCUGAAGAGUUCAUCCCUCCACUGGCCAGACAGGACCCCGUCUACAAAGAGGAGGAGGAGGCCUUUAAGAUGUGGUACGGCAGGACACCUUUGGGUAAGAAGAGGGCACGGGCGGCCAAGGCCAUCGAGGAGGAGGGAGAGUCGGGCAAGGACAAAGACAAGCGGGGCACUGGGAAGAAGACAGGGAAAGAAGAGAAAAGCAAGAAGAAAAAUAAGUAAAUGUCAGAGACAAGAGAUAGAUGUGGUCAACAUUGGGGAGGUCUACAGAUAGGAACUUUCAGGGGAUGUGAUUUACAUUCCUCCUACUUAGAUAUGAUGGACGAUACAUGUACUACCAGUCUAGGACUGUCAAUGUCAUGACAACAGUACAACGGUAACAGACGAUCAUGUUAUGAUCAUAAUGACAAAAGUAGCUGUUUAUCUUGCAUGAGACCAGAUAUAAAGUAUGUGAAAUAAA
Oncorhynchus masou masou (cherry salmon) is the source of this 1350-nucleotide messenger RNA. RefSeq names its product dynein regulatory complex protein 11-like. The annotation marks the transcript as partial. Gene Ontology annotation, molecular function: ATP hydrolysis activity; ATP binding. The transcript is spliced from 8 exons. The record is from RefSeq and is a predicted model, not a curated record. NCBI's taxonomy places the organism in Eukaryota, Metazoa, Chordata, Actinopteri, Salmoniformes, Salmonidae.